GGAAAAAGUAUGUGAUAUAAAAGAAGAUGGAAGUUUCUAGGAACAGUACAUUGAUCAAACGUCGUUGUGAUGCUUUUAUUUGAUAGAAAUUGUAGGGUUGUUGUGAUUCGUGAAUUGUAAUUCUGAAUGGUUAUAAAAAUGUCUUUGCCUGCCAAAUUUGUAAAUACGGUGUUCUUAUAAGUAAAAGUACUAGUGAAACCAAUUUAAGACAAUUAGGUGGUAAUAUUUAUUGAAUAUUUAGUGUAUGAACUAUAAUCUUCAUAAAUAUGUGUAUAAACCAAAGUGGUUGAUGAAUUGUUAAAAUAAUAGAAGAAAACUUGUGAAUUUAGUAAUGUAAAUUUUGGAAUCAAAAUGGCUGAUUCUUAUUAUCAGGGAGACUACAUCAGACAUCCAGUAAUAUAUGAAUUAUCUCAUAAAUAUGGUUUGCCAACUGAAAACCUUAUUGAAUCACAACUACCAAGUAAGCUUGAAGAGUUGAAAGAAAUUAUAAGGCGUGAAAUUAGAAAAGAAUUGAAGAUAAAGGAAGGUGCGGAGAAAUUGAGAGGAGUUUCUACGGAUCGCAAGUCUCUUAGUCAUGUUGCCACAAUUGUCAAAAAUUCUAAUUUUAAAUUGACUGAACUGAAAAAUGAGCUCAGCGAACUUGAAUCGCAAAUUAUUCUGUCCCAGGGACAAAGUACACCUUCAUUAGUAACUUCCAAUGGAGAUUCACUGAGUUUUUCUUCUUUGGCAAAUCACAAUAUGGAUAAAUGCAACGCAAACCUAUUUAGUCGCAUAGAAAAUCUUGAAAAACAAUUAAACAUAGAAUUAAAAGUAAAACAGGGAGCUGAAAAUAUGAUCCAAAGCAUCACAGGUAGAGACAAAAAAUUAUUAUGGGAAGCUCAGCAAAUGUUGCAAGAUUCAAAGAAGAAGAUAGAAUAUCUGAAAAUGAAGAUAACAAAGUUAAAACAUGAUAUAGACUCCAAGUCGCGUGGUUCAAUACAGGAUUUAACAGAUAAUGGUGAUUUAUCUCAUGGUGAAUUGGAACCAUUAUUAGAUGAUAGAAUAGAAGCUUUAAAACAUAGAUUGCGAGUAGAGGCCGCUGUAGUAGAAGGUGCCAAAAAUGUGAUCAAAUUAUUACAAAACAAUAAUAAAGAUAAAAAUGAAAAAAAGGCGCUUCUUGAGGCACAAGAAAGCUUAAGAGCUAGCAGUAUGAAACUUGACCUUUUGAAAAAAUCGUUAGAGAUGCGAAAAUCUGAAUUACCGGAAGAUUCCCCAGUGGCAUUACAUUUAAAAGAAGAACUUGCAAAUGCUCAAUCUUGCAGUCCAAUGACGAUGCACUACACCAGCUUACAACCGUUUAGAGUAGGAUCUGAUGCCAACAGACAUUUUGCCUCAACUUCAAUGCUCAACAGAUGUGCUGCUGUAACAGGAACAUUGGAAGUGCGAUUGAUGGGAUGCCAAGAUUUGCUGGAAGAAGUUCCUGGUCGACCAAAGAAAGAAUCCGACGGUAGUUCGAGUCCUAUGGAUUUCAGUUUUUUCAAAAAAACAAAAAGUUACAGUGUGAAGGAAGAAGUAAGUGAUGAUAUUAUGGCCAUUUUAAAACUUGACAACACUACAGUAGGGCAAACGAGUUGGAGGCCGUGCUCGCAACAGGCAUGGGAUCAGAGGUUUUCCAUUGAAUUGGAUAAAUCUCGGGAAUUGGAAAUCGGAAUUUAUUGGAGAGAUUAUAGAUCGUUAUGUGCAGUAAAAUUUUUGAAACUUGAAGAUUUUAUAGAUGAUGAGAGGCAUGGAAUGGCAUUACAUUUGGAACCACAGGGAUUACUUUUUGCAGAGAUAAAGUUUUUGAAUCCAAUGAUAUCGAAAAGACCAAAACUGCAAAGACAAAAAAGAAUUUUCAAACAAGUAAUGCCUCGAGCCAAGCAAAUGAACAUUAACAUAGUAACAUGGGGGAGAUGGAUGAAACAAUCAUCAAGGAUGCCCAGUCGACAGAAUCUUGUAUUGAGUUCAACUGAAAAUGUAGCCGAUGACACAGUAGUGGAAGAUAAACCUGAAACACCCGGAGAAGCUCCCGAUCCACAAGCUGCUGGUUUGGGUGGUCAGAGACCUCUUGGAUUACACAUUGAUUUGCCUCCACCUUCAGAACCAAUGUCGCCUCCUUCACCAUCUAUGCCGCCUCCAGUUGCAAAGAAAAGAAUGUCUGUUACACCGCCCCCCGUUCCUCCCAGACUUGAUCCUGAAAGUGUUGCAGCAUUAAAAGAAUUCGACUUUUUGGAGGAACAGGAGAUUUCUCGACCUGGACCUCUUAUUAUUCCUUCGAUACCAACCACGCCUAUAAUAUCCCCGGAUCAUUUGGUAAACCCUAGUCCUCAGCCUGUUAUAGAAUUUCCAGAUGAUGAGCCUGUUUAUGAUGUUGCCAAUAUAGUUCGUAGACCAGCAGCCAGAGAAUUGAAUUAUAGAGACAGUGCAUAUGAAUCCAAGAGACAUUCUCAAUCCACUGGUUUGAAUAUUGAUAAUUUCAGAUUAAUCAGCGUUUUAGGUAGAGGUCACUUCGGUAAAGUCAUUCUGUCACAAUAUAGAAACACAGGUGAAUAUUUUGCUAUAAAAGCUUUGAAAAAAGGUGAUAUUAUAGCUAGGGACGAAGUAGAAUCGUUACUAUCGGAAAAAAGAAUUUUUGAAGUAGCCAAUUGUAUAAGACAUCCCUUUUUGGUAAAUCUAUUCGCUUGUUUCCAAACCGAUGCCCACGUGUGUUUUGUAAUGGAAUAUGCAGCUGGUGGUGAUUUGAUGAUGCACAUUCAUGCUGACGUUUUCAAUGAACCCAGAGCAGUAUUUUAUGCAGCCUGUGUAGUACUAGGUUUGCAAUACCUUCACGAGAAUAAGAUUAUCUACAGGGACUUGAAAUUAGAUAACUUAUUAUUGGAUACAGAAGGUUAUGUAAAAAUAGCAGAUUUCGGAUUGUGCAAAGAAGGUAUGGGCUUCGGCGAUAGAACUGGUACAUUCUGUGGCACACCCGAAUUUUUAGCACCAGAAGUAUUGACAGAAACAUCAUACACUAGGGCCGUUGAUUGGUGGGGUUUGGGAGUAUUAAUAUUUGAGAUGUUGGUUGGAGAAUCACCUUUCCCUGGUGAUGAUGAAGAGGAAGUUUUUGAUUCUAUAGUAAAUGAUGAAGUACGGUAUCCUAGGUUUUUGUCAUUGGAAGCAAUUGCUAUUAUGAGAAGAUUACUGCGUAAGAGUCCUGACAGGAGGUUAGGUUCAAGUGAAAGAGAUGCAGAAGAUGUAAAGAAACAGGCUUUCUUUAGGCAUAUUCAGUGGGAAGAACUUUUGCAUAGGAGAGUACCGCCACCUUUUGUUCCUACUGUACAUUCAAUGGAAGACGUGAGCAAUUUUGAUGAAGAAUUCACAUCUGAAAGGCCCCAGCUAACACCGCCAAAAGAACCUAGACAACUUUCAAAUCAAGAUCAAGUUCUUUUCAGAGAUUUUACUUACAUGGCAGAUUGGUGCUGACAAUAACAUUAGCAUUGAAAAUAAUUUUGUGCGAUUUUUUUAUAUUUACUGAAUCGAUUUGCUACGAAGUAUCUUUAUAUUAACCAGUUAUAUAUAUAUUUAUAUUAUAUUUUAACUAAAGACUCCGAAUAGUUAGUAGUAGUAAUUGUGUUAAAAACAUGUAUAUUUUAUAUAGUCCAGGCGCUGGUCGUAAUAUAAUAUAAAAAUUAAAGUAGAUGAAUUAAUGUUUUACAUUUUAAAGGGAAAAACUUGGUACCGGGUACAGUCAUGUCAGCUGUCAUUACGACAUCUUAAUAUGUUUAGCUUGUUUUCAUAUACUCUGGAAAUACUAACCAAAAAAAUAUCAAUAUUAUAAUUAAAUUCGAGAAAAUGAUAUUUUGUACAAUUUGUGGACACUCUGUAUAUCAAAUAUAAAUUGAUUGGUAAUUUCUGGAACUAUUUGUGAUAUUCACACUAUUUACUAUAAUUACACUACAUUAUCACUCAUAAUUAUCUGAAUAAUAAGAAAAUUAUUGUCAUCAGAUGAUAAAAUCUCUGAAGAUAUUUUUUUUAUUGAAACGCGCAUUGUGAAAAGGUGUCUUCAGUAGAACUUAAAUUUGUAAAGAUUUUGAGUAUACAGGCCUGGAUUGUAAAUUUUAUGCAUUCAAUAAUAUUUUGAUAACACAGAGAUCUCGUUUUGAAGAGAUACAUUAUGUUUCAUUGUAAAAUUUCUGAAACAUUAUGAAAAAUAGUAGGGUCACAACCUAAAUCAAUACUUUUAUAUAUUCACAUAAUUAUUUAUGUUAAGGUAUGAUAAAUACAGUUGACUCUCGGAAAAGUUGAAACUCAGGGCACCAGGAAAAAAAUCCAAAUUACCAAGAAUUUGAUCAAGUUUCAAGAUUUAUUAUUAUAAACAUUUGUACUAUUAAUCUCAAAGAAUUAGUAUAUAAUUUUUUAUUAGUAACCUUCUUCAGCCCCCGUUCAAUGAAUUUUCGAAUGUGAUGAGGGAUGUAAAGAAGUUGGUGCUUGCAUCUGUUGUUGAGGCGUUAAAGCGUGGGUUUUUCUCGGUGUGUGGUUGUUCCUAUUCGAUUUUUUCCUCAUCUCCUUAAUUCAGAGGGACCAAAUCGAACAGUUCGGUUUUAGUUGGGGCAUUAUGAACACUGAUGUCAUCUUCAACAUGAAAAAAGUCUACAGUUUGAUCCAGAAUUCGCAAUUGUUGGCAUUUCUAAUUCUGUUUUACGUUUUUGGCUUAAAUAAAACAUACCUCUUAAGAAAAUAUGAAUGGUGGUGGGGUUGACUGUUUUUCCCAGCUUUAUCAGUGACGUUUAUAGCUGUCAUAUCGGAAAUGUUUACCUUUUUAAUCCACAAGAGAUGCAAUUAAUUUUCUUUAGAAUGUUAUCCACAUUUUGAAUUAUGUCUAAAGCUUGCAAUUUUCAUUGUACUAAGGUCAGCCGAUUACUAAGUAAAUCUAGCUUACAAUCCCCUUUGAAUGACAGGUUCAACCUCUAAUUUUUCAAAUGGAAAGUAUAUACUCCUAAUAUAUCAAUUAAAAGGUUCAUUUUUUAUAGUUUUAAGGGUCUGUUUAUUCCCUAUUAAAAAUUUUUAGGUUAGAAUCAAAUGCAAAAUGUGAAACACUAAAAAUAAUUAUGAAUCUCAUUGAAAAAACUUUUGAGGGUGUUCCUUCAGUUCUUCUCAUCCAUUGAGGAUUUUCUGUUGACAAUUAGUAUGAUUAUAAAGUGUAAAAGUACACUCAUCAGAAAACAUAACAUCUUCUUAUUGGAUGAUAAUAUAAUAUUGCUAUGCAACAUGCCCAUAACUCUCUCACAAAAAUAGGUUUUUAUCUCCAUAAGCUCCCUAGUAAGUUCCAUUGUAAUAAAAUGCAUUUUAUUUAUUAUGGCCAACAUUGAAUAUGUCUACUAGAUAUAUGAGAGUUUUUCUCGAAAUCAAGCAUCGCAUUUAAUUUGAUUUCAUAAUUCAGUGCAUUGAUAAUUUUUUUCUUUGGGAUAUAGCUUCUUUGGUCGUGAUUUUCGUGCGGAAAGCUAGGUAUUCCAGUCUGUCUAAUUCGGCCACUGGUCCUGUAUUCCUCCAUGUCUUCGUACUGCAGCUCAAACGGGUCACAACCACACUUCUGUAAAUACUUCAUCAAACAAUAAUCACUAGCAGUGCUCCGGUAUAUCCUCUCUCUUCGAAACGCAUCAACAACAUGACCGACGCCUUGUUGUGAUGACUGCUCAAUUUAUUUGACAUUUACACACUAUAAAUCAAGAAUUUAACGAUGACAACGAGUGAUUCCAAAAGCGAAAAGUAUUUCAAAUUAUCGAGAAGACCAAACAAUAUUGAUAUCAUUCAAUUUAUCGAGUAUUAUGCAUGAGAAAAUUAAAAAAAAAAAUCAAAUAUUCCAGAAAUGAAAUUAACGCGUUUUGACUAAUCGAAAGUCAACUAUUUUCAACAGCUCUUACAACAGCGUAAUAUUUGGAUAAGGUUGUGCCAAAUUCAACUAGAGUUUCAUUGAGGAAAUUAGUAUCAUUUGUGAAGACUAAAACUAAUUUAUUGAUACUAUUUAGAUACACUGAAUCGUUUCAUGACUGUAAAAGUACCUGCUCACACAGGGGAUUUCAAUAUUAAGUUUGUCUUGUGAGAAUAUUUUUUUUUGAUUUGAUAGAAAAUUUUAUACUUUGGCUGAUUUUUUAAUUUUACAGUGUGUUGAUUACUGAAGUAAUUCUAUUAGCACUUAAUAUCAACAUUAAGCGAUAUCUUCAAUAUGUUCCCAUAAGAGUAAAACAAUUAAUAAUAAAAUAAAUUGGCGUAUUGCAUCAUUUAUCUUGUUUUUCAUAUCUAUACAUUUGAUUCAUUUGUUUAAAAUAAUUUAAUGUGAAGUAUUGCAUUUAAUAUGAAGUUCAAGUAAAUUCAUAAAUGUUACUAGUCCUAAAAGUUUAGGUUUUAAGGUUCAGAUUGUAACUCUAUUUAAAUAAUAGAUUAUUAAUUACAUCUCCAAUUUUAUCUAUUUUAUAUUUGAUGGAUAUAUUGAAUAUUUCGAUUUUUGUAUCACAUUUUUUGAAUAGACAGUUACAGCUUGAAGGCUGCUUGGGGGAGGAUAUUUGCUAGUGCCUAAUGCCUUUGACCAGUUUAUAUUUCUCAGUUAUAUUAGUAUGAAAUUUUUACUGUUUUAUUUUUUCUAACUCCAUUUUUGAAUUGAUUUCAAUGUACUGAUACCCUGUGGAUCUGACUAUUAUUAUUAAUUUUUUUUGUGUAUACAUAUUUGUGCAGUUAUGUUCAUGACACGAUUUAGAUAUGUACAUGUAUGUUGUUAAUGUUCACUCCAUUUUAGUAACAAGCAAAAAGAGAAUUUAAAAACUGUUGUAGAUAAGAAAGUAAGGAUAAAAUCCUAUUUUUAUAUUGUCAAAGUGUAAAUGUUGUACACUCUAAAAAUAGUUACAUAAAAUCAAAUCAAAUUAAAGUUUAAAUUAAUUUUACGAUUUUAAUAUGACAUUGUUUCUAUUUUUUAAGAUCCUUUCAAUAUAUGGCAGCAAGAAAAUUUAUCUAUCGGCUCUCCAAUCAUUAACUAAUUCCUUAAAUGUUACACAUUAAAAAUGGCUGUUGCCUAUAAAAAUUUUUAUAUAACUUGAAAACAAUAAGUCUAUAAAUUCUUAGAUUACUUUAAACAUAUUACGAUUUUUGGUCACCAGUGCUUACACGUUAUAAAUUAAAUAUUUUUUAGGUAAGCGUUUAUGUGCCCCUUUUAUAUAAAACGUUUGCGGUUUGAAACAACAAUUUAGGCUUCUGUAACGUUCCAAUUUUAUUAAAAAUUAUAUUACAAUCAGAAGGCGUAUGCUCUUCUCUAAAAUUCGACUCGGCCAAACAAUGUCAUACUUUCAAUAAGGACAUUAACAAAGUAGCUUUGAUCGAUUAUAUACCCAUAAUCCAGUGCCUUGCAUUUGUAAAGUAUGUCUUGCCACCUUUACUUCAAUGUUGCAACUCUUUUAGGUUCUUGUUAUAAUUGUAAUUUUUAUACUUUUCCAAUUCUGAGGCUUUUCAAUCAUUGACAGCUUUUUAAAUUAUUUUUUAUGAAAAAUAUUAGUAUGGGGUUUGUUUUUGUCCCAUAACUUAAAAAUAAUUAUUACCAUUGACAUUCGCCUUUGUGAAUACAGAAAAUAGUAAAGUGUUUAUAAUUGACCUAACUGAUUACUGAUAACUGAUCUUUCUCGUAUUGUACUAAUUUUGAGAAGCAUAAUUGUUGCCAAACAACUAGCGUAUUUCGAUUUUUUGUAGCGCUAGUAAUUUUUAAUUUCUUACAAUAUCAGCAGUAGGAAAUUUUAUUUGUUUAAAGAAAAAAAAAAUAUGUAUAAAAUUGGUUGUGAAUUUUUGUAAUACUUUGUAAGACCUAAUAGUAUUUGAAAAUUUGACAGAACACAUCAUUACCAUCCGACAGUAUUCUUGCACAUUCGAGUGCCAAAAAGGUUUUAUUCCUUUUGUAAAAAAUAAAAUAUAUUCUCUUAGUGUUAGAAAAUAUUCUAGUUCUAAAUUGGAAAACAAGCAAAAAGUUUGUGAAAAUACUUGAGAAAGAUCAUUUGAAAAAUGUAUUCAAACCGUUUUUCGAUACAAAAAAUGCAAAAGAAUAUUUAAAAAAAGUGCAAGUCUCUUGAAACUGUGUUUUCAUUUUUUAUAAUUAGACCUUUUUCAAUAAGCAAGGUUCCCAAUUGAUAAUUGAACCCUAUUUCCACAACAAAGAUUAUUUUUUAGUUGAAAUAUCUUCAUGUUUGAUUUGAAAACAAAGAACAAAUAUGAAUAAUAAUCCUCUAGUACAUAUUAUGAAACAAGUAUACAACUGAUUUUUGAUAUGAAAAAUUAAAUUUUUUUAAAUAGAUCUGGAACUGCAUCCAGUCGAUUUACGUACUUGAUUUUGUUUUAAGCAUAUGUUAAAAAACCAGCUUCGCAUCAAAAGCAGAAGUACGAUAGCUUUCUCAACAACUGCAUCCAUUUUUUAGAGAAAAUAAAUUCUAAUACUCUGACAUAGUUAGAAUUGAUGAUUUGAUGUGAUUUAAUAAUGGAUUCUGUACUCAGUGGAUGUUCUGUAAGUUUUCCAGGAAAUAGUCUCAAAUUAUAUCCCCUUUUUUUUAUGAUGAUGAUGAUGAGUCUCAAAUAUUUUUUCAAGGCUUAUCAAAUGCUUAUGCCUAUGACUCAGAUGUGGAAUAAAACAUAAAUUCCACAUCUGAGUCAAUUGAAAAGCAAAAGAUGAGAUAGAUUAUCAAUUUCUUUUGGUUCAACACAUUCGAAUUGCGUUUUUUAAAGAAAUUUUGGUCUUUUGGUCUUUUCUUAAGGUCACUUAAACAGAUUAAGAAAUUUUGUCGUUUACUUUAAUUGAAUAUUGUUAAGUGAAACUGGUGGACACUGGUCUUUUCUCAAGGUCACUUAUACAGAUUUCUAGAAUACUACAAGAAUAAUAGUAUCACCUGCAAAGGUAUCAAUGAUAAUUUCAUUAUUAUGUGGUAGGUCUGCUGUAUGUAGCACGUACAAUAACGGCUCAAGAACGCAGCCUUGAAUGAAGGACGCCAGAUUUUAUUUUAAAAUUAUUGGAAACAAUUUUUUUUCACUCUUCUUCGAAUUUCUCUGACGCUCAGAUAUGAUUUUAAUAAUUCUAGGGAGGUAAUGUGACAUAUUUCUUGUUUUUGAAAUCCCAGUGUUGUGUGUAUUGUGUGUCAAACUUUGUCAAAGGGUUGGCUAACAUCCAAGAAGCAGCGAUGCUCCAUUUAUUGUUACAAAUUAAUCAAUACUAUUGUUCUAUUUUUAUUUCUUCCACACUGAAUACACAUUUCUCUCGUUUUAUUAGUUUUAACUCUUCAUUGAGUCUAAAUGGACGAAUAAACUAAUGUAUGUUUUAAAAUAAAAUUAGGAAUAAUAGAUGUGGCUUCAUUAGAUUGGAAAGAUACAUUUUAAAAAUAUUAUUUGACUUUAACCAACUGCACGGGUUGCUUUAUGAUUACUAUUUGAAUUCAUAUCAGCAGUAUUUAGUAAUUGGUGACAAAUUACCAAAAGUCAGCGUUUUGUACGUUUUCAUACCGUGUAUUUACCGCAUUUGAUCGAUGGUAUUCACUCCUCCCUCCGUGGAUUAAUAGAAUACAACGAUUUCCGGGUGAGAAUUAUAUUCAGAAUGCCUUGUGCAAAGUAAAAUUGGUCUUGUCAGUGAAUGCAAACAUAUAUGUUUAUGAGUCUUCUUUUAUUUGGUAAUAAAUCGGAGAGAAUUUCCUUCUCAAUCUGUCUGAGUGUUUCUUCAAACGUGAGAUGUCGAAGCUAGUGAAUAAUUAGUGUACCAAUUGUCAGUUGUUGAAUUUCUGUUUUUAUGUUUAAUAGGCUCUGAUAAUUGAAGAGCAAUAUCUGUGUAAGAAUUUAAUAAUUCUUUCUUCCUGCAGGUUACUUGCAACAGUAAACUUCAAAAUUGGAAACCUUAAACAUUUUCAUAUCUUUAUACUAUAUUUUGCCGGUGUGUUUGGGAUGUACUGCAAGGAGCCAGUAUCUCGUCAAUUGUCGUGUUCUUAAUCAAAUAUAUCCAAAAUGUCUCUUUACCCACUAUACCUAAAAUUACCGAAUAAAUCAAUUGUAUGUGUUCCAAAUAUUAGUUAAUUCACAAAAAAGUCAUGAACACAAAAGAACUUUCACUAGAUCAUUUUGAUCUCGCCUUACGUAGCGUAUAGACUUGCGGAGUUUAUAUUUUGAACGUAUGAAUCAGGAUCUUUAUUCGCCAAUUCUUUUAACAAUGAGUCUAAAGUUCCGAACGAUGAAAUCAUUUCCUCGACGCGCAAGUUCGUUUGACAACAUAACCUAUAAUUGCGAAAUUGUUUAAUAUUGAUAAUUUCUGGGUUCUCGUUGAUUUAGAUUAAUAAAAUUUAUUUUUUGUUUAAUAAAUCUAGAUGAAACGAUAAAUAAUUUCAUUAAUCCUGGUAUACUUAUAAUUAAUAUGAUAAUUUUAAGAUACUAACCUUUAUACUAGAAGCAAAAGCAAUUAUUAUAUAUAUUUUAUUCAAUUAUAAUAAAUAACGCUGAUACAUUUGAAUUGUUUUUAAUUUGGAACAACUAAAGAUCUAAUGGUAUUUUAUACCUCGGAUAUUUCCUAUUAUAAGUAUCUAAGAGUAGUUUUAGUAACAUAAAUUUAUUCAAAUUACUAUUGAAAAUGCUAAAGUACAACGUUUAACUCUAAAACAAUAUAAUUUAAUAUUGUUUUUAUUUAUUUAAUAAAAUGUAAUCCUAAAUGUAAUAAUUGUUAUUAUUUCAAAUAUUUUUUGGUCAGAUGAUUAUGUAUCUAUUUCUUCUAAUUAGUCAUCUUAGGCAAUUUUGAUCUCUCGUUGAAAUCAUCACAAAUAUUUCUUCACAUUUUUAAAUAGUUUUUUUAAACAACCAAUCACUUUUGAGUAAUGUAAGAAGCACAUUCGAAAAGUAAGAUCUACAUUGAUAUUUUACAAUCAAUUAUAGUAAAAAUUUUUAAAAAAAAUAUAAAAUAGACAAAUGUACCCUUACAUUUUAAGUUACUCAAAUGGCAAAAUGUUUUUAAGGAUUUUAUGAUUCAUAUGUAUUCAAUCGUAGGACAUUUUUAUAUGAGUAUGUGUACACAAUAUUUAAGUUAGUGGCUUAUGACAAACUUCUUCAAUAUUAAUAUCAACAAAAAAUAUUUUAAUUCUUUGAUUGCUUUACAGUAAGACCCCGCUUAAUGCGUGGUAUACGUUCCAUGAAAGUAGAGGCUAUGUAAAUAAUGAGGUUUGGGGAAGACGGACAGAAAAUAAAAACAAAUAAAAUUCUAAGUCAAUCAGAUCAUUCAGUCUAUUCUGUGUUUCCAAUUUUCUGCCUUUUCUUUCUCGCCGGAUCCUUGAUAUUACAUAUUUCAUGUACUUCUUCUCAUCUUGAAACCAAUCUAAAAUAUAGGAAUAAUACGAGGGUCUUUUUUCUCAAUCUCCGAUCGCUCUGUGCAGACGCUACGCGGGUAGAACAAAGCGAGGAUGCGCUGUAGGCAACUGCGAAGCUCUCGCACUACACAUUCGAACAUUGUUAAUAUUCAGGCGUCUGUCGACGUUGUGCUAUAGCCAAGUAAACAUGUCCGCCAUUAUUGAUGCUUCCGCCAAGGGUGAAGUUGAGAAGUGUGAUUCGUUUUCUACAGGCUGAAGGCCCAUUCACCAUUACUGAUUUGUCUACGGAAUUUCCAGAAGUUUCAAGGUCUGUUUUGUACUCUAUUGUUACUGAACGAUUAGGCUACAUUGGUAGCAACUUUCUUUCAAGAGGGAAUUGAAAAGCUUGUCCACAGAUAUAACAAAUGUAUAAAUCUCUUCGGCGAUUAUGUCAAAAAGUAACCGUAAGUGUACCAAUCUUUUGGUGAUAAAAUUAUUGUUUUAUAUGAACUUGUCUUCUAUUCACAGCCUAUCGGAGGUUGAAAAAAACGGCCCUCAUAUGUUCAUUAUAUUUGAUUCACAGCUUCAAAAUAUAUUUUACAAUAACUCUAAACAACGUGUGCUACUUAUGCCUAGUGUUGAUGGCGAACAGGACAGUCAAAAUAUGUUUCGUUUCCUUCACAGAGAACAUCAAAUGUCUUUAGUUCGGAUUAUAAAUUUAAAAUUUUAAUAAACCGAUCACAUAUAACAAAUUGCAUUAGCAUCAUAUUUACACUUUCGUGACUACAUUUUAAGUUUUCCUAGACUUGUAGGAAACACCUGAUUGUUUAUCACCCGAGCGUCACCUAAAGACACGUAAAUACUCUACUCUGAUCGCGCGGUAUUGUUGAAUGAAUUGAAAUUAAUUAAAAUUCAUAAAACAAUCCUAAAAUAAGUAUUAUAACUAUAACAAUAAAGCAAACUUCAUACCGAUUUGUAUUCUUUUUUGUGCAUGAUCAACUGAAAAAUCAUAAAAUGAACUUAGGACAUCUAUUUAUUUUUUAAAAAUAAUAAGAUAAUUUUUAAGGUUGGUUAUGUUGAAGUAAGACUAUAUUAUGGUUGUUUUGAUAUAGGAAAAAGGCCAUAAACUACGCUCAGUACUAUCUGUAACUUCCUUAGCGACCAGAUCUGCUUCUUCAUUUAAUUUAAUUCCAACAUAUGAGAAAAUUUUCCAUCAAACUUUUUUUAUAUUGGCUUGUAUAUGUUGUAUUUUUUGCUUAAUUUUAACUACCAAUUGAUUCGAGGUGUAAAUUGUUUGGCUAGUUUGUAUUAAGCUAAAAGAAUCUGUGAGUAUAAGGUAAUUAGAUUUAUUAUAAUUCAGCAGAAAAGGCAUAUGAGGUUGAAGAAUCUCUAAACAAAUAUUUAGUGGCUCAUUUGUUAAGAGUAAAGAAAAACGAAUAAGUAGAGAAACAGCUAUAAAAGAAAAAUAUAGUGAGAUACACAAAAACUCAACUCAAAGAAUAACGCAAUGGACUCCAUUGUGGCCAAGGAGGAAAGGCAGGCCGAGAAAGACUUGCGAAAACGAAAUAGAGGAGGACAUAAGAACACUUAAUAUAGAGAACUGGAGGCUAAAAUUCCGGAACCGAAACAAAUGGAAAAUAAUAACAAAAGCAGCUAAGACAAAUGAUAAAUUAUAAAGAAAAUAAAAAUUGAAAACGAGGAGUAAUCCACCUCAGAAAAAGAUUUUAAAGCGUUAUAAACGAUUGCCAUAAUCCAAAGAAUUAAAAGGCUUGAUGAUGAUAUUAAUAGCGACAUAUGUACAGUCUUGAUCAUUGGAUGCAUGGCUGUUAAUAUUUCCAAAAUUUUAACCAUGUCAACCACAUUUUAAUAUUUUGAUAGUUGUAAAUUGUAUUAUUUAUCUUCGUAUAUUGAUCUGCCAAGCAAUAAAAUCUUUCUUAACAAAGUUCGAACUACUGAUUAUCCUAAAAAAUUAAUUCAAUCGCUAAAAUAACGUCGUGAUGAAUCAGUAAAUGACAAUUUUGUUAUAAGAGGACAAACUUAGAUUAUAUAAGCUAAUGGUUCUUACUUUUCGAAUAUACCACUUGAUUAUAUAUGAUGAUCAAAUUAACGUUCUUAUGCAUUUGCUUCAUUGAUUUUAUUUGUUGUUCAAGUGAUUGAAGAGUAUUCUUUGAUCAUUUAUGACAAAGUGGACAAACUUUCAUUUUACCUAUUUUAAUAAUCAUGAGACUAAUUGACUUUCACAUGAAAAUUUAAAAAUGCCAUUUCAAUUAGCAAUUAUAUACAUUAUUAAUUACGUUUAUUGUUUUCAGUUGCAAGUGUGUACAAUUUAUAUAAUUCUUUUGAUACUAUGUUUCAUGAUGUUAUAUCAGUAGUUGUAAGAGGUGGAAUUGAUGAAUUGAAACUAAUUGAAUAACAAUAUUUAUUUUUGCAUAUCAUAUUUAAUUUUUAUAUAGAUAUAUGUAAAUAAAUACAUAUGUAAAGUUUAAA
This is a messenger RNA of Diorhabda sublineata, 13817 nucleotides long. RefSeq names its product serine/threonine-protein kinase N (gene Pkn). NCBI's taxonomy places the organism in Eukaryota, Metazoa, Arthropoda, Insecta, Coleoptera, Chrysomelidae. The record is from RefSeq and is a predicted model, not a curated record. The coding region runs from base 352 to 3480 and encodes 1042 amino acids. Gene Ontology annotation, biological process: signal transduction; protein phosphorylation. The transcript is spliced from 16 exons. Gene Ontology annotation, molecular function: protein serine/threonine kinase activity; small GTPase binding; ATP binding.